CAUUGUUACAAAAUCUUAUGUUGCCUAGCAACAGUGGGUAAACAUUUUGUUAGUAAGUCAUUCGUUGUUGAGAAUCAGUAGGUAAACGGAGUGUGAUAAGAGCUGUGUGAGGAUGUCAAACUACAAGUCGAAAGCUCGCCGUGAGCCCCCUCCGAGGUAUGAACCAAAGAGUAACAACGGAGUGAACGGCAAUGGUGAAGAUUCGAGAAUGUACAGAGAAAACAAUGGUGGUAGUGUGAAUUUUAAAACGAACAGUACAAAGAGGAACUCGACAAAGUCAGGAACACAAGGUGCACGUUUUGGGUCACCUUACAGUCAGAGAAGUAGCAGGAUGGCUUCUUCUGCUACUAGACCUAUCACAACAAACCACCCUUCAGAGAAUGAGGAUGACAGUGAGCACAAUAACUUGGAAGCACAGUUCGCAACCACAAAGAAUCAAUUUGAUUCACUGCAAACCGACCUUCUUAAAAAACUGGUGAGAAUCUCAAAGCAAAUGCUUAUUUUUCAUAUUACGCAUUCUUUGUACUAAGAGCAUGAAAUGACA
This is a messenger RNA of Zootermopsis nevadensis, 544 nucleotides long. The record is from RefSeq and is a predicted model, not a curated record. Lineage: Eukaryota; Metazoa; Arthropoda; Insecta; Blattodea; Termopsidae.